AUGGCAGCGAGUGUCGGGUUGGCCAUGAAUCCGCCUCAUCUGACAGAAGAACGGGCGGUUUUCACGCAGCUCAAGCCGGUCCGGAUGUCGGGAGGGGUCGGCGCGGAAGACGGGUCCGUGUUCGAGGACGUGAAGCCCGGGACUAAACUAGAAUUGGACAAAUACCUUCCCCAGAUCAGCAGUCCUCUGAUGAGUCCCUCCCCCAGCGCGGGGGACAGGAAGUACCGGCGUGAGAGCGCCUCUGUGGUGGACGAGUACUUCUCCGAGGACAAGCCGCCCGUGCCCUACAGCCUCAACAUCAACCUCAUCCUGCCCAGCACCCACCUGCGCACGGGCCUGUACCGGCCCACCGGCAGGACCCUGACCCCCCAGCAGAUCAAGACGGAGCCGGGGCUGGAGGCCCUGCCGGGCUUCAGCGUCUUCAGCGUGCCGCCCGCCGCCAACGGCGUCUUCAUAAAGCCGGACGUGAGCUCUGGGGGGGGGGCCGGCCCGGCCGCCGGGGGCCCCGGUCAGUCGCAGCCCAACCUGGACUCAGAGCUUCACAUCGGGCCGCCCCCCCCGCAGCCGCAGAUCUACCACAUGCCCGGCCUGUCCGGCCCCGCCGACCUCUCCAUGAGCCUGUCCCAGGGGGGCCCCCAGGCCCAGGGCCCCCCCGGGGGCCGGACCAUGCUGAACCUCAGCAGCGUCCCCCUGCAAUCGGGCAGUGACGGCUACCUGAUGGCUGACCACCAGCACCAGCACCAGCAUCAGGUCCAGCAGCACUGCUACUACCAGGGCUCCCCCCACGCCGCCGCGCCCCACAGCCUGCCCCCCUCCCCCCCCAACUCCCAGCCGGGCAGCCCCGACGGCCAGCCGGAGCUGCUGACCUUAGCGUCGCAGCCCCCCGGUCUGCCGGCCUACCAGCAGCGCCUGGGGGGCCUGAAGGUGACGGGGCUGUCCCCCCACGCCCUGCUCAUGACGCACGGCCAGGGGGUGCUGACCGGCCCCAAGUACAACCGGCGGAACAACCCCGAGCUGGAAAAGAGGAGGAUCCACUUCUGUGACUUCGCAGGCUGCACUAAAGUUUAUACAAAGAGCUCCCAUCUGAAGGCGCACCAAAGGACACACACAGGUGAGAAGCCGUACCGCUGCACGUGGGAAAACUGCGACUGGCGCUUCGCCCGGUCGGACGAGCUGACCCGGCACUACCGGAAGCACACCGGGGCCAAGCCCUUCAAGUGCGUGGCCUGCAGCCGCUGCUUCUCGCGCUCCGACCACCUGGCCCUGCACAUGAAGCGCCACCAGAACUAA
Molecule: messenger RNA, 1290 nt
Organism: Menidia menidia (Atlantic silverside)
Lineage: Eukaryota; Metazoa; Chordata; Actinopteri; Atheriniformes; Atherinopsidae
Source: the annotation of a GenBank genome assembly